AUGAUUCUAUCAGUUUUCUUCCUGGCAGUAGCGACAGCUACCGGCGUAUCUGCUCAUGGUUAUUUCCCUCUUCUCAAAAUCGGCAGCGAUUUCAUUCCAGGUUGGGUUAUAGCAAAGCCUUUGCGCGUUGUUCUCCGGGACUCUGGCUACGUCGUUAACGUCACUUCGAGAGACAUUGCUUUUUCUAUUGGAAACUCUCACCUGGCCGCUGGACGUUAUGGUCCUGUGCUCAACUACAUGGCCAAAUGUGACGCAGAUGAUUCUUCGACAUUCAAGGGCGAUACGGGGUCUCCGCGAUUCAAGCUAAGCCCAUCCGUCUUUGAGAAUGCAGAGUGGGUUUUGGACACGCUAGCCAAGAAUGACUACACGUAUGACGUGACUAUUCCCAAGAAUAUCAAAUCUGGCCGCUACUUGUUAGGACACGAGAACCUCACCCUGGAUGGCUACGGACCCUGGCAUCUCUUCAACUCGUACCUAGGCGACGCUUCGAAAGAGGCCCAUAUCCUACCUGGUGGAGAUGCUUACCCCGGGUGGGACUGA
This is a messenger RNA of Guyanagaster necrorhizus, 540 nucleotides long. RefSeq lists its product as uncharacterized. Bases 1 to 540 code for a protein of 179 amino acids. The transcript is spliced from 6 exons. Lineage: Eukaryota; Fungi; Basidiomycota; Agaricomycetes; Agaricales; Physalacriaceae. The record is from RefSeq and is a predicted model, not a curated record.